UGCAGGGCUGCAGGCUGCCGGGAUCCGAACCCACAACCAGCACCGAGACCUGCUGUUUGCUCAAAGGAAAUACAUGCAGGCUUUAAAAUGACUUGAGAGCAUAAAGGGAGGAUGCUUGGAUUCAUCUGGAUCAAUACACUCAUAAAACUCAUAAUACUUCUUCUUCCACCUCUACAGUUAUUCACCCCAGAAAAACAAACUUAGGUGGACUCAUGGGAAGCUUUAAGGGCCACGCUCUCCCCGGAAGCUUCUUCCUGGUGGCGGGGAUCUGGUGGACGGGGAAGUACUCGCUGUGGAGAGCCUCUCGAAGGAACAAGAACAUCGGUUCCACCCGUCUGGCCAGCAGAACCUCACAGCGCCGCCUGGAGGUCAUCGAGAGCUCCGUCGUUCUCUUCUUCUCUUUUGUUGGGAUGCUGGCGGAGCAGUUUGCGGCCGACGGUCCGAAGCUGCGUCUCUACGACUCAGCGGAGAACCACUGGGAGCAGCUGAUGAACUGGCAGCACGCCACCAUGUACCUGUUCUUCGGCCUCGCUGCCGCCGUGUCCCUGGUGGUUCACACCACCGAGGCCGCUCCACUGGCUCUGGACCGGCUGAUGCUGGCUGUCGCUUUCUUUAAUGAAGGGUUUCUCUUCUUCUACCACCUCCACGGGAGGAGCAUGCUGGACGUCCACGUGCACCAGCUCCUCCUCUUCGCCAUCUUCGGCGGCGCUUUCGUUGCGUUCCUGGAGGUCUUCCACCGCGGGAACAUCGUCCUGGAGCUGCUGCGCUGCACCCUCAUCCUCCUGCAGGGCAGCUGGUUCUGGCAGAUUGGCUUUGUGCUGUACCCGCCGAGGCCCGAGUGGGACCUGAACGACCACAACAACAUGAUGUUCGUCACCAUGUGUUACUCCUGGCACCUCGCCUUCGCCAUGCUCGUCGUGAGCACGCUCUACUGCACCGUCAGCUGUGUCGUUCGCUCCAGACUGAGGAAGACUCCUCCGAUGGAGAUGGGUCUUCUGAAGCCCAGAGACAGAGAUCCAGAGUCAGAGGAUGAGAUUUUAUAAAGAGAGACGACGUUGUGACUCAUGAAUAUAUCACAAUUAAAUCAGGGAUGUUUGCAUUUCAGCAGCAGAACGACUAAAACUGAAGCGUACGGACACUGAAGGGAAGAGGAAAUGUUUUCUGGAUGCUUUGCUUUAGAAUUAUAUCUCUACCUCCGCCUUAAUUAACCAGAUUUAAUCAGCUGUAAACCUCUUUAGCCUUCAAUCAUUGCUAUUUAUUUCAUACUCUUCUUAUACUCAUAUCAUUUGUUUCAUUAUUAAUCUGCACAAACUUUGUGAACAUGAACUCAUGUGUGUCAGCUUUUUAUGGAUUGCAUGCUUUUCUUCAGACUCUCCAAACAUUUAGUAACAGUAACGCCAUCUCCUGGUGGAAACAACUAACCAGUGUGUCUUAUUUUACUUGAACGCAUCUCUUUAAAGUGACUUUGAGGAACUUUAAACUGGUUCUGAACCAGUCUCAGUUUGUCAUAAACCAGUCCACCAUGGACAUAUUUUAAGUGUCUUUUUUUUGUAUCAUAAUGUUGAGUCACACAUGUGAGUCAAACCCAAAUGCCAAAAAUAAGAAUUUAAUGAAAAAUGUUUAAAUGUUUAAAUUUUGCUAU
Anoplopoma fimbria (sablefish) is the source of this 1642-nucleotide messenger RNA. It is a transcript of the gene tmem45a, whose product is annotated as transmembrane protein 45a. NCBI's taxonomy places the organism in Eukaryota, Metazoa, Chordata, Actinopteri, Perciformes, Anoplopomatidae. The record is from RefSeq and is a predicted model, not a curated record.